Molecule: messenger RNA, 1488 nt
Organism: Trichoderma gamsii
Lineage: Eukaryota; Fungi; Ascomycota; Sordariomycetes; Hypocreales; Hypocreaceae
Exons: 1
Coding region: 1-1488 (495 amino acids)
Molecular function (GO): catalytic activity
Source: RefSeq, a predicted model, not a curated record
AUGUCGCAGCCGUUGGAAUUUCCAUCCUCAUUCGUGACGCCGUGGAAGGACCUGCUCCUCUCCCACCAAAACGAGCGCUCUCGCGAUUCUCCCAACUAUCACAAUGACGAGGCCAUUGACUCUCUUCUAACAACCAGCACGCCAAACUUACUGUAUGUUGGCACUGGGCAUUCAAUAUUCACACGCGCAAUUCUCCCCGCCAUUGCGUCUGCCAAGCACUCAAUUCACUUCGUCACCUGCUACUGGGCCGCCUCUCCUUCUCUCGAUGGCAUCCGCCAGACUCUCCUCCAGCUGGCCGAGGCACGCUCAAGAUCGGGAGAGUCUCUGCCUCCUCUCAACGUGAGCAUUGGAUUCUCGUCUUGGGGGCUAUUCCAGAAGCUGUUCCAUACCUCGGCGCCUGAAGGGUGCGUGUAUCCUCCUUCGCGAUGGGCCAAGCUGGGCUUGCCGGAUGAGGAGACGCUGAGAAAAGGGGGCAUCGAAAUGACGGUGAAGAGCCUGUUUUUCACGCCGCUGAGCGUGAUGCAUCCGAAAUACGUCAUUAUUGAUGAGACAAAGGCGUGGAUCCCGAGCUGCAAUGUGAGCUGGGAGCGGUGGUUUGAGGGCUGCGUUGAGCUUGAAGGCGAGUUUGUAGAUAGGCUACUGGAUUUCCAUGCUCGGGUUUGGGGUGCAAGAGUUGAUAGAGACAACAUUGAGCUCUCAGGGAGAGAUAGAGGAACGAUAAGGGAAGCACAAAAUCAAGGCGUGGAUGAAGAAGGUCUCCUGCAUGAAACCACGAGCUCAUCACCGCUUACCGAGGGCGGCGAUGAUCGUUCAGCAACACAAUGCAUUCACUUCACUGCUGUUGCCCCGACUCCGACAAUCUUACUGCCAUCACCGCAUCAUCGAAAUCCUCGAUUCAGAUUCUUCUUCCCUUUCUUCUCUCAAUCUGAUCCGCCAAUGACUCCGCUCAACGCCGCGCUGCUCACUCUGUUUGCUAAUGCUCACCAUGAAAUCCAUCUUGUCACGCCAAAUCUCACUUCAUGGCCGGUCAUAGAAGCCUUAUUAGAUGCAUUAUCUCGGGGAGUCAACGUUCAGGUGCGUACGGGUCGCAAUAUGAUGUUGAUUGAGCAACUCGUCACUGCUGGAACAACUACAUCAUGGUGUCUUCGUCGCUUCGUCAAAAAGUACCAGGCGUUGUGUAAGCGCCACUCUCAAAAUCGCGAUCCGGAGGCCCAGCUAGUGUCUCCUGGCCAGCUAGAUAUAUUCUACUAUAAACAACUUGGCGAGAGGGCGAAGCUGGAAGAUGAGCCCGUCUUUAGCCAUUUCAAGAUGACAAUGGUGGAUGGAGAGUAUCUCAUGCUGGGUUCAGGUAACAUGGACAGAGCCAGUUGGUGGACGAGUCAAGAGAUUGGCGUGCUGUUUUACAUGCCGGGACUGAGGGAGAGGAGAGUAUGGGAGGAUGUGCUAGAGAAGAGAGCAGAGUUGGUGUUUCAGAGCAAGAAUAGAUAA